AUGCGGGUGUGCGUCACGGGAGCGGCAGGCCAGAUCGGCUAUGCUCUCCUCCCCCACAUCUGCUCUGGGAGAACGUUCGGACCGUCUACGAAGAUCAUUCUCCACCUCCUGGACAUCCCAAGAGCUCAACAGGCGCUCAUGGGUGUGAAGAUGGAGCUUGAAGAUUGCGGGUUUGACUUGCUAGAGGAAGUGGUGGUAACCUCCGAUGCGAACGUGGCCUUCACUGGGAUCGAUGCCUGUAUCAUGCUCGGUGCAUUUCCCCGUGGACCAGGGAUGGAAAGAAAGGAUCUCCUGGCAAAGAACUGCAACAUCUUCAAGGAACAAGGCAGAUUGUUGAACGAGGUUGCCUCAAAGAACGUCAAGGUGGUUGUGGUCGGAAAUCCUGCAAACACGAAUGCACUUGUUGCCCAGCAGUGCGCUCCCUCCAUUCCUAAGGAAAACUUCACGGCCCUGACCCGUCUGGACCAUAACAGAGCACAGUCUCAGAUUGCUAUGAGGCUCAAGGUUCCAAGCUCUGCGGUAGAGAACUGCACCAUCUGGGGGAAUCACUCCUCCACUCAGUAUCCCGACGUCUCCAACUCGGUCGUCGCGACUGCGCAAGGCAAACAGAAGGUUGGUGACGUGAUCCAAAACCCCGGGUACCUCCACGGAGAGUUCAUCAAGGUUGUGCAGCAGAGGGGAGCUGCGAUCAUCAACGCCCGCAAGCUGUCGUCUGCCAUGUCUGCCGCAAAGGCGAUCUCAGAUCAUAUGCACGACUGGGUCGUGGGAUCGAACGGCAAGACUGUCUCCAUGGCGGUGCCCUCUGACGGGAGCUACGGGAUCGAGAAAGGGUUGAUCUACUCCUUUCCUGUCGUCUGCUCAGCGGGCAAGUACACCAUCGUGCAGAACUUGAAGGUCGAUCAGUUCUCGAGAAAGAUGAUGGAUGAGACGAUGAACGAGCUGAAGCAAGAGCGCGACACUGCCCUCGCUUUCCUCAACAAGGACGCCGACACCAUUGCGCGGUCGAAGCUCUGA
Guillardia theta CCMP2712 is the source of this 1014-nucleotide messenger RNA. RefSeq lists its product as hypothetical. Bases 1 to 1014 code for a protein of 337 amino acids. Gene Ontology annotation, biological process: oxaloacetate metabolic process; tricarboxylic acid cycle; malate metabolic process. The record is from RefSeq and is a predicted model, not a curated record. Lineage: Eukaryota; Cryptophyceae; Pyrenomonadales; Geminigeraceae. The transcript has 3 exons. Gene Ontology annotation, molecular function: L-malate dehydrogenase (NAD+) activity.